UCGGGCGGUGUCGGACGGCGGUGAAUCGCGGAGGAACGGUCCGGGAAGGGGACAAAGCCAGACAGAGUGCGAUUGAUAUUGGCAGGCGACAGGCGGAGUCAGUGGUGACGUCCGGACUUUGACGGUGUACCGGCAACAAUAACAGGUGUGAAAACUGCCAUCAGAGUUCCCGGGACGCCGCGACUUUGACCAUUUGUCCUCUCACAAUCCUCUCCAAGUCGCCCUAUGUCCGUGAUUUGGACAGCCGCCCUCAUCCCCCUCCUACUGGGUGGCCAUGCCCACACUGCCUUACGCCCUUCCCGAUGGGACCUCCCUCCUCGCCAAACCCCACCACACGCCCCUGUGACGUCAUCGGUGUACGAUCGUGACGUCACUGGAGUCUGGCCUGGAGGCUGGUGGCAGGAGAGGUCAGCCGGCCGAGCAGUACGGCCUAACCCUCACUGGCACCCGGCAGAAGCCUGGAGAGAUCGCGGCCCAAGUGACGCAACCGCCGCUCCCAUGGGUCUACCCGAUCCAUUGGUGCUGCGGAACAGGCUGGGUCAGCUGCAGCCGCCCGCUCCUUGGCGUCAGGUCGCCGAGGUCAGAUCUCCGUACGCCCUAUCCCAGGUCGGCCACGGUGCUGCGCCCCUCGGAAGACUCACUCCUCCGGGGUACAGCGAACGGAACACCGCACCGUUCUCCGCACCUCCAGAGUUCGACCACCGAGCGGGGAUCUUAGCGGCGCAGGUCCCUCCCUACUAUCCUCCGAGGGGACAACAGUGGCAGUCGGGCGUCCCUCCGGUUCAACAACACAUCGCGCCCCGGCCGCAGACGAUGGGACCGGUUUACAGUACCGCCCCAGGUUUCACCGCUCCCCUGAGGUCACUGCCGUACCCGCUGAGCUCCGGAGCUCAACCACCACUCGCUGCGCUGCAGAAUCUGAUCAGGUCGCCCGCCGUCCCUCCGCAGCCAGCGGAGUACUCUCAGAGGAGUGAGCUCCUUUCCGCUCUCCGACGCCCUCUCUACCCAUCCCAGCCGGCGCUGGCGGUCCCUCUGAUGGCCCCGGUGCGUCCUAUCCAGGCUAGGCGUUCGAGCCUCCGUCAGGACUCUGAGGAGAUCCCGGAGAGAUUCUCCAGCCUUCCAGAACAUUUCCAAGAUCCAGAGGACGUCCCUCAGCCUCAGGCAAUGCUGGCGCUGGUGGCGCCACCUGUUCCUCUUCCUCAGCGGCCGGCUCAAGUACCACUAGUGACGUCACAGCUCCCUCAGUACGGCCCGUACGAGGUCCCUCGGCAGUAUCAGCAGCUUCCGACGGCAGGCUUCUACCCGUACGCCCUCCAAACACCCUCAGCACAGCAGCCGGCGCUCUCGACAGGAGACCCAGCUGCGCAGACAGUGCUGCCCUCUGGACGGACGCCGUCGCGCAGCUCGGAGUUCAUCAGCCCGGUUCGGUUUACGACUCAGCUGAGGCGUUCUGAGGCGCAGAGAGCUGCCCUGCUCACUGAGCUCAGAAAUGCCGACCUGUGGAGGCAGUCUGGUGACCAGACUAGGGGCUCCCAUGGUAUCAACACCCCACCAGCGGCGCCAGGACGUUCUCCGACCACAGCGAACACUUCCUCAGCUUCUGGAAGACCGCGGCAUCCCCCGGAACCGAUCAAGCGCGGCGACCUCUCAAAGGUGAGCUCCGGGUUAGUGCUGACUGCCACCGAGGGUCUCACGCUACCGCUCAGCGCUGCUGCCGCCAUCCUCGACAAGUUCGGCUCAGCCAUGGCGGUGCCCUUCCCCGGGAUGGGCGCCGCCAUCGCUCGCGCGGCAGGGGUGCUGGGAGGCGCGGCCCAGUCGGCCACGCGUCUGGCACCGACCAUGGCGCCGCUGCUGGUCGACACGCUGGAGGAAGUGUGGAAGCAGGCGGCCAGGGCGGAGUCGCAGUCGGCCACCGCUACUGGGCGAUGGGAGGACUUCAACAACGGCAUCAACGUGUUUGAGGUGACGGCGCACGGAGACGGCGUGCCGGUGAGGACGGGAGAAAACGAACAGGAUACGCAGCGUGGAGAGUCGGUACAGGACGAGACAAAGGAGCGAGUCAGUGUGAACACUAGCCGACGAGGGCCAGGGGAUGAGGUGAAAGUGGUUAACGAGAGAACAGAGAGCGUCGCCGUGGAGCAGACAACCCCUACGCCCGAGUCAAGGAGAGAGAAUGCUAAGGACGAGAAGAAACAGGAGGACGAUGCAAAGGAGCAAGAGGAUGAGGAGCUGGCUGACCCAAGUGAUGCGACGCUGUUGGUGGAGGUCGAGGACGAUGAUCCGGAUACCGCUGUGUGGCAGAACAUGGACUGGGCACAGUUUCUCCUGAACAGGAGACAGGUGCAGGCGGCACAGGGCAUAUCGGCACGCAGUCUGGAUCUAACAGAAUGACAGGUGAACGGCCAGGAAUGACCUGACACUUAAUAGUUAUCAGGGUCGGAAGACUGCCAAGAAUGCCAGCGAAACCAGUGAAUCGUUGUUGGUGCACGGACAGUGUCAAUGCAGCUAAUGAAGUAGGCACUUAGGUGCUGGAAGUCGUUUUGUUAUACAUAGCUGGUAGAUAAGACAGUGAUAUUGACUUGGUUGGUUUCGUUUCAUUUUAAUUGUACCCGACUUUUUGUACAGCCCUUAUUCGUGAAUAAUGUUACGUGAGACGCUAACACCAAAGCACUCAAUUUCGUGAGCAUCAUGUGCGAUACUGUGCUGAGACCGUCCGUGACCUCUACUGACCGAAGAGUCGAGAACUAUGUAGUCAAUGUGCACGCUAAAGUGCGCACGAGCUAUUUGAAGUUUCUGACUGGUGCCAAGUUUUAAACGUGACGGUCAUUUCUUUAACUUUUGUUCCAAUGAAAAGGACUACGUGCUUCGCACUGGCCAUUUUCUCAGAGUUUGCUUCUCUUUGGCUCGCACACAGGCCUUGAGAUAUUAGAAUCAGAACAGUCUUGUAUGCUUUGUAUUCAGUGAUUUAUUUCCAUGAAGUUACUUGUUUUUAUGGUAAACUAGCUUUAACGCCCGUUCUCGCAAACAGGCAAUAAAAAAAUGAGUUAAUUCGUCGUAUGUUGUUAUCAUUAUUGACGCAUUGUUGAUUGCUUAAUUUAUAUUGAUUACCCAAGUAGUCUUUGUUAUGUUGAUGGUGCGAAUGGACAGAAUAAAUAUCGCUAG
Messenger RNA from Amphibalanus amphitrite, 3162 nucleotides. RefSeq lists its product as uncharacterized. Lineage: Eukaryota; Metazoa; Arthropoda; Thecostraca; Balanomorpha; Balanidae. The record is from RefSeq and is a predicted model, not a curated record. Bases 226 to 2391 code for a protein of 721 amino acids. The transcript is spliced from 2 exons.